UUCAGCCUCGUUCCCGGGCAGUAUAAAGUUUGCUGUCUCCUUUGUUCGUCCUCGUUGCGCAGUAGUGCUAGCGGCUUCGCGUUUCGGUACUCGGACCCGGCAGCCGCUUUUGGUGCUAAGCUGCUAGGAAGCCUCUCUCGGCGAGCUCGUUGGAGCUUGAACCCAUUGUCACUCCUCCGACUUACCGGCAAAAAAACAAAAACAAAAAAAAAACAAAAACAAAAUGGUUGAAGCAGAUCGCCCAGGAAAGCUCUUCAUUGGUGGGCUUAAUACGGAAACAAAUGAGAAAGCUCUUGAAGCAGUAUUUGGCAAAUAUGGACGAAUAGUGGAAGUACUCUUGAUGAAAGACCGUGAAACCAACAAAUCAAGAGGAUUUGCUUUUGUCACCUUUGAAAGCCCAGCAGACGCUAAGGAUGCAGCCAGAGACAUGAAUGGAAAGUCAUUAGACGGAAAAGCCAUCAAAGUGGAACAAGCCACCCAACCAUCAUUUGAAAGUGGUAGACGUGGGCCGCCUCCACCUCCAAGAAGUAGAGGCCCUCCAAGAGGUCUUCGAGGCGGAAGAGGGGGAAGUGGAGGGACCAGGGGACCUCCCUCACGGGGAGGACACGUGGAUGACGGUGGCUAUUCCAUGAAUUUUAACAUGAGUUCUUCCAGGGGACCACUCCCAGUAAAAAGAGGACCAGCACCAAGAAGUGGGGGUCCUCCUCCUAAGAGAUCUGCACCUUCAGGACCAGUUCGCAGCAGCAGUGGAAUGGGAGGAAGAGAUCCUGUAUCACGUGGAAGAGAUAGUUACGGAGGUCCACCUCGAAGAGAACCGCUGCCUUCUCGUAGAGAUGUGUAUUUGUCCCCAAGAGAUGAUGGGUAUUCUACUAAAGACAGCUAUUCCAGCAGAGAUUACCCAAGUUCUCGUGAUACAAGAGAUUAUGCACCACCACCACGAGGUUAUACUUACCGUGACUAUGGUCAUUCCAGUUCACGUGAUGACUAUCCAUCAAGAGGCUAUAGCGAUAGAGAUGGAUAUGGUCGUGAUCGUGACUAUUCAGAUCAUCCAAGUGGAGGUUCCUACAGAGACUCAUAUGAGAGUUACGGUAACUCACGUAGUGCUCCACCUACACGAGGGCCCCCGCCGUCUUAUGGUGGAAGCAGUCGCUAUGAUGAUUACAGCAGCUCACGUGACGGAUAUGGUGGAAGUCGAGACAGUUACUCAAGCAGCCGAAGUGAUCUCUACUCAAGUGGUCAUGAUCGGGUUGGCAGACAAGACAGAGGGCUUCCCCCUUCUAUGGAAAGGGGGUACCCUCCUCCACGUGAUUCCUACAGCAGUUCAAGCCGCGGAGCACCAAGAGGUGGUGGCCGUAGAGGAAGCCGAUCUGAUAGAGGGGGAGGCAGAAGCAGAUACUAGAAACAAACAAAACUUUGGACCAAAAUCCCAGUUCAAAGAAACAAACAAAAA
This is a messenger RNA of Saimiri boliviensis boliviensis (Bolivian squirrel monkey), 1450 nucleotides long. Its product is annotated as RNA-binding motif protein, X chromosome. Lineage: Eukaryota; Metazoa; Chordata; Mammalia; Primates; Cebidae. Gene Ontology annotation, molecular function: RNA binding. The record is from RefSeq and is a predicted model, not a curated record.